AUGGCUGCGCCGUUGCGCAAUGCAACACGAUCUGCCGGUAGCCCGCCGACGCUCCGGACCUUGACCAGUCUGAGCACGUCUCCCUCCCUCGCAACGCCAUCGAUUCAACCUCCCGCACAUCUCACACCCGUCAACUUACCGCCCGCGCCGCCAUCUCUGAUCUCGAACCCGGGGUGCCUCUCGCAAACACCUCCUGUAUCCCAGCAGCCGCUGCCACAAACACACUUUGGCAGGACGACACCAAGGUUGUUGAGGGACGGCAAGGGCGAAGAUCCCCAAGAUCCGAACAAGACAAAGCUUGGCAGAACCUUAAGAGUACUCCAAGAACGAUUGCCGACGUUGCUACAAUCUCCACUGCCUCAGGAAAUCCUAGCCCCAAACAUCAAUCUCCAGCUCUUCCCGACAACACACCCCCAUCUCCCCACCGUCUCUGGAAAAGUUGCCUACAACGCAGCCCUUUGGACAUCGCCAAUUGCCUGGAACCGCGUCCCCAUAAUCGGCAACGUCAAGCUCGAAAUCCUCGCAGAACGCAUGACAUCCGAGCCGCUAACAUUUCUCCCCCGCCGCGCCGGCGCCAUGCCAGAACAGCUCGUGGUUCGCUGGUGUGAGAAGCGACGGUCCAACGGAGAGACGCCGGAACCCGGCGGUGUCGCGAGGUCCCUGUGGCGCGGGCGCGGAGUCGACCCCAACAAGGCGUUUACGGGACUAUUCAUAUUUGACUUUGAUGCCGAGGGCAGGGUAUUGACGCAUACGAUUGAACAGGCGCAGGAAGGUGGGAACUGGGAAAGGGGGAUGGGCGCCAAGUUUGUAGGAUUGACAGACUGGCUUCUGGGCGGCAUGAGAAAUGGUAAUGACAACCCGAUACCCAUGUUUGAGAGUCUGAAGAAGACGACCACAUAA
Molecule: messenger RNA, 900 nt
Organism: Metarhizium robertsii ARSEF 23
Lineage: Eukaryota; Fungi; Ascomycota; Sordariomycetes; Hypocreales; Clavicipitaceae
Product: chromosome transmission fidelity protein 4
Exons: 2
Coding region: 1-900 (299 amino acids)
Source: RefSeq, a predicted model, not a curated record